This is a messenger RNA of Oncorhynchus nerka (sockeye salmon), 1161 nucleotides long. RefSeq names its product protein CWC15 homolog. The transcript is spliced from 7 exons. Gene Ontology annotation, biological process: mRNA cis splicing, via spliceosome. The record is from RefSeq and is a predicted model, not a curated record. Gene Ontology annotation, molecular function: RNA binding. NCBI's taxonomy places the organism in Eukaryota, Metazoa, Chordata, Actinopteri, Salmoniformes, Salmonidae. Gene Ontology annotation, cellular component: catalytic step 2 spliceosome. The coding region runs from base 120 to 839 and encodes 239 amino acids.
UUUGGGGUUGUAGUCCGCCAUAAACCCCACAGAAGAAGAAGGACGACGACGUGACGUCACUGUUUACAUCUAAAGGCCCUUUCUCUUCCUCAUAGUGUGAGGAAAAAGAGCUACCAAAAAUGACAACAGCCGCGAGACCAACGUUUGAGCCAGCGAGAGGAGGGAGAGGGAAGGGAGAGGGCGAUCUCAGUGCCUUGUCCAAACAGUACUCAAGCCGAGAUCUGCCUGGUCACACAAAGAUCAAAUACAGACAGCCCACCCAGGAUGCCCCCGAGGAGGUGCGUGCCCGUGACUUCCGCAGAGAGCUGGAGGAGAGGGAGCGUGUUGCUGUCCGGGAGAAGACCAGAGAGAGGGGACCUAGAGAACACACCACAUCUUCAUCCUCGUCCUCAAAGAGGCCCAGACUAGAUCAGAUUCCUGCUGCCAACCUUGAUGCAGACGACCCCCUCACUGACGAUGAUGAGGAAGAUGAUGACUCUGAGGACAGUGAUGAUGAUGACACUGCAGCUCUGCUGGCUGAACUGGAAAAGAUCAAGAAGGAGCGGGCUGAGGAGCAGGAACGCAAGGAGCGGGAGCAGAAAGCUGAGGAGGAGAGGAUCCGCAUGGAGAACAUCCUGAGUGGGAAUCCUCUGCUCAACCUGGCAGGACAGCAGCAGCAGCAGCAGCAACAGAUAGUCCCCACCCCGACUGCCUUCAGCGUCAAGCGGAGGUGGGACGAUGAUGUAGUGUUCAAGAAUUGUGCAAAGGGAGUGGAUGAGGCACGCAGGGAGAAACGCUUCGUCAACGACACUCUGCGCUCCGAGUUCCACAAGAAAUUCAUGGAGAAAUAUGUGAAGUAGAACUUAGAACUCUGCUUUGAAGGUGUUUCAUUUCACUCGGCUCUGCUCUGUUUCCAGUUCAUCACUGACUGAUAGGGAUUCGUCUGAAAUCAUUGAAAGAACCUGAAGAAUGGAGGGACCCCCAUGUACCGAAUCCUCUGUAUAUAAAUGAAUCUAAUGCUUGACAUAAACAGAUUAACUAAUUUUGUUUAGUGUUAACAUUUUCUAUCCUUGAAAUUAAUGGUUGCAAUUGCGACAUCGUCAACUUUGUUAUUUUGCUUUUAGCCUUUUUUUUUAAAGCGAUGUUAAUAAAACAAUAAAUAAAACCUGUCUGUGAGAGGGC